This is a messenger RNA of Labrus bergylta (ballan wrasse), 2643 nucleotides long. It is a transcript of the gene naf1, whose product is annotated as nuclear assembly factor 1 homolog (S. cerevisiae). Lineage: Eukaryota; Metazoa; Chordata; Actinopteri; Labriformes; Labridae. Gene Ontology annotation, molecular function: RNA binding. Gene Ontology annotation, biological process: pseudouridine synthesis; ribosome biogenesis; box H/ACA snoRNP assembly. The record is from RefSeq and is a predicted model, not a curated record. Gene Ontology annotation, cellular component: sno(s)RNA-containing ribonucleoprotein complex.
GUCAUAACGGAUGCUCACAGCACUCCGGACUUUCUUGAAGCUUCUUCGCAGCGCGGACACUUUAGCUGAACAGACACACAGAUGGAUGAAAAAAUAUCAGCGGAGAACGCAGAGACGUUACUGGAGGUGAAAAAGGAGGAUGAAGAGGAGAUGGACGUCACCGUUACAACACCUCUGGAAAAUCUCAGCGUCGAUGCGACCCCUGAAGAUGUUUCUGCGUUCUCAAAUACACAGACACAAACAGAGAAAACAGAAGAUGUACAGAGUGACUCAACAGCAGCAGCAGCACUUUCUUUAAACAUUGAGUUAAAGACAGAGGACUGUGAUGAUGAAGAUUCAGAUGAUUCAGACAGCGACAGCUCGUCAUCCUCCUCCUCUUCUUCAUCCUCCUCUUCCUCCUCAUCCUCCUCUGCUAUUGCCCGCGUGUUGGAGGAUGACGAUGACGAGGGUUUCAGCCAACCAGUGCCCAUCAAGACAAGAGAUGAAGUCCUGCUCGAGGAGCUGCCCACAGUGGAGGAGGUUUCUGUAUCGUUACCAGAAGAUGCUGAACUGCAGCCUGUAGGAACCAUCUCCAGUAUUCUCCAGCAACUCGUCGUCAUCCAGUCUCUGAAGGACACGCCCCCUCUGAAUGAUGACAGCAUCAUCUUUACUUCUGAUAGGAUGGCUGUGGGAAAGGUGUUUGAGGUGUUCGGUCCGGUGUCCAGUCCGCUCUACAUUUUGCGUUUUAACUCUGCAGAUCAGAUCAGCAGGAAAGGGCUGACGGAGGGACUCACUCUUUACUACACACCGCACAACAAAGAGUACACCGCAUACAUCCUCACACAGCAGCUCAAACUUUUAAAGGGAUCGGAUGCGUCGUGGAAGAACGACCAAGAGCCACCUGCUGAGGCUUUAGAUUUUAGUGACGACGAGAAGGAGCAGGAAGCUAAAAGGAAGGCAAAAAACUCCAGAAAGAAAAAGGACAACAGUACAGAUAAUCCCGACCACACUACCCAGAACACCUUGCCACAGCAGCGUGACGCCAGGGGUUUCCUACCGAGACAUGCAGGGGCUUCGUUCAGGCACCAGAACCCGAGACAUAAACAACCACCUUUCCAAAACACACACGCUCCACCCAGACAAACACACCAACAUUUCACACACACAAAUGCCCCUCCCAUGUCCCCCCCUCCCUGCCCUUACCCCCCUCCCCCUCAUCACCACUUCCCUCCACCCAACUUCCCUCUCUACCCUCCUCCUCCUCCCUCUUUCUACAACCCCUCGUUCUCCUCUCCUAUGUGGCCUCCAAACUCCGUCCCUUUCUCUAGCCUCCCCCCUCCCCCUCCUCCUCCUCCCCCUCCUCAGUGAGACCUAACACACCCUCUGUACAUGCUAACACAGUAAAAUAAAUAACAAUCGUAUAUUUGCUGACGGCCAGAUUGGGACCAACUUGAUUUUCUGCUUUGGUUUUGAUUUGAAAUAUAAAUGUUUUUUUUUGUUUUGUUUUUUUACACAACUGGCAACAUGAGGAUGCAGUCCCUUAUGAAAAUGUAAUCUUUAAUAUAUUUAUUUUAAAGUUACCAAGUUUUUUUUAUCUUUUAUUAUUUUGACAAACUCAGAAUCAGCAGAUUGGAUCAGGAAAACAAUCGUUAACGGGUGGAAGAAAUCGUGAGCGGUGCAUCUCUUCUCUCUCCAAAUCCACCAAACUUUAUUGACAAAAACAAUCAUUUGACUAGGGCUGUUAAUCGUGAUGUAAUAAAGGCCCGAUAUCAAUGCAUUAAUUUAGUUCAUUUUAUAAGUUAAUUUUAUAACCAUCAAUUUACCACAAGUUCCGUAUUUCCUUUCAAAAUAAAGGCAGGAAUUAAAGAACCCUUAGCUUAAGACAGUAUAAAAAUACCACACAAAAGAAUAUUUAAAAAAUAAAAGCUAAAUAAUGGAAUUUCAAACGAAACAUGCAGAGGUGUUUUAGGUCGGGUAGAAUCAGUUCUCUCUGAACUGGUUCUCUUAGACUUCCAUCGCUGCAACACCUGCUGGUUUGCCGUUUGCCUGAAAACCCAGGGACUUCAAAAACGGCCGUGUGGGUAUUUUCCUUAAAAAACAGCCUACUUCCUCUUCAGGACCAGAAUCUAAAGUUAGAAGGAGGACAUACUGGCUGCUGCAUUGUUGUCAGAGAAGCCAGCACUUUAACAUAGCAUGUUUCCUUAAUGUCUGAUCCUAUAGUAAGGUCAUUUUAUCAUUUCAUUCUGUAGAUAUUUUUACGUAUCGCUCAUUUUAUUUUAAGCAAAACAGUUCUGCUGAUCUGUGUGAAGUUGUAUUUCAGGUUGCACUCUCAGAUUGAGUUCUUUGAAUGUAUCCCAGUACUUUGAGAUUCUGUCUUUCAUCUGAUCGACAUGUUUUUCUUUUUUGUAUUUGUGGAGAACUUCAGGGUCGUCAUGUGUGAUGGGAUUUGUAGGAAUAUGUAAACUAUAAAGUGUUCUGUUGGAAAUGGCUCCCACACAAACACAGACUCGCUCACCUUUUUUUUACUGGCUGGAUAUAAUCUCUGACACCCGGACUCUGCUGUCACUCCUCUUAUAAUGUAGUUGUAAUGUGUAUAUAUAAACCACAGUCUCUCCAUAUGAUGCUUGAAGGCUUCAAUGGUAAAUAAAUAUUCUUUGCUUAAUG